CUUUGGUUGUGAGUAAAAAAAAAAAAGUUAGACUUUGCAAAUUCUAUAUCUUAUCACAAUGGCAAGUAACUGUGAGAAAAUGCUUAGCAAAAUUAAGAUUCCUCUACCAGAUAUGCUCAAUGCAGUUCUAGAUUUGGAUUCUUCAGCUGUGAUCAUUGACCAGAUUAAAAAUCUAAUCAAAAUCUGUUGGAGCAAGGAAGAAAUGGAUCGGUUAAGGAAUUCUGCUGGUGGUGACAAGGAAGUGCUUGGAAAGUGUGAAGAGAUUUUCGGGGAACUAAUGAUGGUUCCGCGGAUAGAACCAAAAUUACGAGUGUUUGCUUUUAAGGUUGAGUAUCCUUCCAGGGUGAGUGACUUAAAAAUGUGGAUGCAUACGAUAAUCGCUGCUACUAAAGAGAUAACGGGAUCUGUGAAGUUGUUUCGGAUUAUGCAAACAAGUUUAACAAUGCAAGUUCUAAGAGGUUCUAAUGUGGAGUGUGGACUGGAUAGUCUUGUUAAGUUAUGUGAUAAUGUGUAUUUGAUGCAUGACUUUUGCAAGCUGCUGGAUUUUGGUAAUGACCUUGUUCACUUAGAAGCUGCAUCGAGGAUUGAAUUGGAAACCAUUACUAAUAAGAUGCAAGAGUUAUUCGACAUCGAGGAAGAGGUGAAUGAUGAGUUCCUAGCUUCAGAAAAUGAUGGUGCUAAUUUUGUGGGCUACCGAAACGUGGUGCAUGAUUUUCUUUGUACGAUUGACGGCGACAAGCAGUUGCUAAAUAUCUUAUACGCAGAAGUGGGAGGACUUGUAAAUUCCUACAUAGCUGAGUAUCCAAGUGGUGUUCGCUUCAAGGAAGCGACCAACAUCCUGACCCGUUUCGUGGAAACGUUCUACAAGUCUCGCGAGGAGAUUGAAAGACAAGCCGAGGCUGAGAAGGAGAUACUGGAGAAAAGAAAAAUGAACAUCAAACAAAAUGGGAACCUCUAAAGAACCGUAGCUAGUUUCAUCGACAACUUCUAUGCUGCUUAGAUGGAACUGCAAACUAUCUAUCAUCUCUUCUCUAGUGCUUAUGUACUAGAAAAUAUUUGAACUUUUUUACAAUUCGAAGUUUUACCUUA
Molecule: messenger RNA, 1089 nt
Organism: Arabidopsis thaliana (thale cress)
Lineage: Eukaryota; Viridiplantae; Streptophyta; Magnoliopsida; Brassicales; Brassicaceae
Product: Actin-binding FH2 (formin homology 2) family protein
Exons: 12
Coding region: 59-958 (299 amino acids)
Source: RefSeq, marked reviewed